Molecule: messenger RNA, 1513 nt
Organism: Anthonomus grandis grandis
Lineage: Eukaryota; Metazoa; Arthropoda; Insecta; Coleoptera; Curculionidae
Product: G-protein coupled receptor dmsr-1-like
Exons: 4
Coding region: 176-1429 (417 amino acids)
Biological process (GO): G protein-coupled receptor signaling pathway
Cellular component (GO): membrane
Molecular function (GO): G protein-coupled peptide receptor activity
Source: RefSeq, a predicted model, not a curated record
AGUUGAUCCAGUAAGGAACACGGUAUGACAAAGUGAAGUUCCCGAGUGAAACUUCGCGAUGGGUUUACUGACGGUCUGAUUUAACCUGUUGCCGCCUGUAAGUUGGGCUUUGAAAGUGGCAGUUUAGUGAGUGCUUCAAGGCGUCAUCAUGCACGUCUGAGCGACAUUCUCAAGCAUGUCUUCGGCCUUCGGCAACAUCUCAGAAACGAAGAUCCUCAUAAUGAAAAUCCUCGAGUCUAAGAAUAUCACCAUCACAGAAGAACUACUUAAUAAAAUAAUUCGUUUUAACCCGGGAACUGCGUCUACAAACAGCGUCGAACUAAACCAAGACCCGAGCUGUGGCGGGCAAUUUAAACUAUGGGCCAACGUUUAUGCCAAAGAAUACCAUCCUUAUUGUGCGGUGAUCGUUUGCCUGUUUGGCAUAAUCACUAACUGUUUAAACAUAAUCGUUUUGACAAGAAAAGACAUGGCUACGGCGCCAAUUAAUAAAAUUUUAACAGCUUUGGCUUGGGCAGACAUGUUAUUGAUGAUCGAGUAUAUUCCUUUUGUGGUGUAUGAUAAAGUCGACUCUGAGGCAAAGGAACUGACGUAUAACGGAGCAGUGUUUAUGUUGUUUCAUAACCAUAUCACACAGAUCUUGCAUACGACCUCGAUAUGUUUAACUUUAAUGUUGGCUAUAUGGAGGUUUUUAGCAAUAAGAUUCAUUGAUCAAAACCACAUCCUAUGCUCUCACCAUCGCUGCUCAAUAGGCAUCAUGACCUGCUACACCUUACCACUACUGCUCUGCUUACCGCAGUACAUAACGUUCAAAAUUGAACAGGUCAACAUCACUGAAGAAGGUAAAGUGGUGACCCUGUACCGAGUGAACCUUAGCCAUAUCGUUGUGAAGCAAGAAGUUAUAUUGAAGAUAAACUUUUGGCUGUACUCGAUAUUCUUGAAACUGUUGCCGUGCUUGAUUUUGAUCAUUAUCAGCAUUUGGCUGAUUAGGACGUUGUUCAAAGCGAAAAAGGGACGACAGAUUUUGAAGGGAAAUUUCGAUAGCGUCCCUUUGGCUGUACAAGGAAAAGGGAAUAACAUAAAACAAAGCAAAUAUGAAAGAAGAGCGGAUAGAACGACGAGGAUGCUUAUAGCGAUUUUAACGUUGUUUUUGCUCACCGAAUUACCCCAGGGCCUGUUCGCUUUUAUAAUAGGAUUACACGGACUGAAGCUGUUUGUCACUUGCUAUCAACAAUAUGGGGAAAUCAUGGAUAUUUUGGCACUGUUCAGUGGAUGUAUCAACUUUAUUCUUUAUUGUUGCAUGAAUCGUAUGUUCAGGGUCACUUUCGGGCAACUGUUUAAGAACAGGGUUAUUGGACGAUGGACUCAGGGUGCUGCAUCGGAAACAGUUACAACGGCACCCGCCAUCGAACAGGUUACCACUGCAGUUUAAAACAAUGCACCUCUUGUAAAUAUAUUAAGUACUUAAUUAAUAUAAGCGUUUUUAUUAUAUGGUAAUAAAUGUAUACUUGUUUGU